GCUUCAAUGUUAAAUCCUAUACAACAUUAGGGUCUAAAGAACUGUCAUAAAUUUCUCUAUACUCCUAUUUAGGUCUCAAUAAAAAAACUCACCAAGAUUCAAUUUUUUCAUCACAAAACAAGAAAAUCAUCAAACCCCAGAAGAUGAAAUUCCAAUUAGAAGAUGUAACAAUAUAUUUCCCAUAUGAUAACAUAUAUCCAGAACAAUAUCAGUACAUGUUAGAACUCAAAAGAGCCUUAGAUGCAAAAGGGCAUUGUCUUCUUGAAAUGCCUACAGGCACUGGUAAAACAAUUGCCUUACUUUCUUUAAUUACAAGUUACAGACUUUCAAAACCAUCAAAUCCAAUUAAGCUUAUUUAUUGUACAAGAACUGUACAUGAAAUGGAGAAAACAUUAGCUGAGCUUAAAUUGUUGUAUAAUUAUCAGUUAAAGCAUUUCGGGCCGGGUGCCCGAAUGCUGGCAAUUGGGUUGUCAUCAAGAAAGAAUUUGUGUGUAAACCCAACUGUGGUUUCUGCUGAGAAUAGGGAUUCUGUUGAUGCUGGAUGUAGGAAACUUACCGCUAGUUGGGUUAGAGCAAUUGCUGCUGAAAAUCCAAAUAUUCCUACUUGUUCCUUUUAUGAGAAUUAUGAUGCUGCUGAUAAGGCUGGUACUUCAACUUUGCCUGCUGGUGUUUAUACUUUGCAGGAGCUAAGAUUGUAUGGUAAGGAUAAGGGUUGGUGCCCAUACUUUCUGGCGCGGCAUAUGGUGCAACAGGCAAAUGUUGUGGUUUACAGCUACCAAUACCUGCUUGAUCCCAAGGUUGCUGGUAUCAUAUCAAAGGAGAUGGAGAGAGAGUGUGUUGUAGUGUUUGAUGAGGCCCAUAAUAUAGACAAUGUAUGCAUUGAAGCACUUAGUGUUAGUGUGAGGAAGCAAACACUUGAAGGGGCAACAAGGAAUCUCAGUAGGAUGUCUCAGGAAAUUGAAAGGCUGAAGGCUACUGAUGCUGGUCGACUGCGUGUUGAGUAUAAUCGUCUAGUUGAGGGUCUAGCUCAAAGACUGCCUGCUCAGGAUGUAUGGCUUGCUAAUCCUGCCUUGCCUGAUGACAUCAUGAAGGAAGCAGUGCCAGGAAACAUAAGGAAAGCAGAGCACUUCUUGUCUGUUUUGCGAAGAUUUGUCCAGUAUCUUAAUGGGCGUCUGGAGACUGAUAAUGUGGAAAAGGAGGGUCCUGUUGCUUUUGUUGCUUCUAUUAAUACACAAGUUGGAAUUGACCAAAAGAUGUUAAAAUUUUGUUAUGAUAGGCUUCACUCCCUUAUGUUAACCCUGGAGAUAACUGAUACAGAUGAGUUUCUGCAUAUUCAAACUGUUUGUGACCUUGCCACGUUGGUUGGGACGUACUCUCGGGGAUUUUCCAUUAUAAUUGAACCAUAUGACGAGAGGAUGCCACAUAUUCCUGAUCCUGUCCUGCAGCUUACCUGUCACGAUGCCUCUCUUGCCAUAAAGCCCGUUUUUGAACGAUUCCAGUCUGUUGUGAUUACCUCUGGGACCCUCAGUCCAAUUGAUCUCUAUCCUCGUCUUCUCAAUUUUAAUCCGGUAGUUAGUCGAAGCUUCAAGAUGUCAUUGACAAGGGAUUGCAUAUGUCCAAUGGUCCUUACGCGGGGAAGCGAUCAGCUUCCUGUAAGCACUAAGUAUGACCUGAGAAGCGAUCCGGGCGUUGAGAAAAAUUAUGGGAAGCUUUUGCUAGAAAUGGUUUCUGUUGUUCCAGAUGGAGUUGUCUGUUUUUUUGUCAGUUACUCUUAUAUGGACGGAAUCGUCAAUAGUUGGCAUGAAUCAGGAAUAUUAAAGGAUAUAAUGCAGCAUAAACUCGUAUUUAUCGAGACCCAGGAUGUUGUAGAGACUACAUUGGCUUUGGAUAAUUAUCGCAGGGCUUGUGAUAGUGGGAGGGGUGCAGUUUUCUUCUCAGUUGCUAGGGGAAAAGUGGCUGAAGGUAUUGACUUUGAUAGACACUAUGGCAGGCUUGUUAUCAUGUUUGGCGUUCCAUUCCAAUACACGCUAAGCAGAAUAUUGCUUGCGCGAUUGGAAUAUCUGAGGGAGACUUUCCAGAUAAAAGAGGGCGAUUUUUUGACUUUUGAUGCUUUGAGGCAAGCUGCUCAAUGUGUGGGUCGAGUUAUUCGUUCAAAGGCAGAUUAUGGCAUGAUGAUUUUUGCUGACAAAAGAUAUAGCCGUCAUGAUAAGCGUUCCAAGUUGCCUGGAUGGAUACUUUCACAUUUACGGGAUGCUCAUUUGAACUUAAGUACAGACAUGGCCGUGUAUAUAGCAAAAGAGUUUUUGAGAAAAAUGGCUCAACCAUAUGAUAAGAACGGUGCGCUGGGCAAGAAAACUCUACUGUCACAAGAAGACUUGGAAAAUAUGAUCACUGGCCCUGACGGGGAGAUGUUGCUUUAAGUGCUCGUACUAAGUGAGAAAUCAUUUUUGCCAAUCUGUUCCCGGGAAAUUUCAGUGUCUAUAUGUUGAACAGCACGAUUACUACAUCCAUUAAAAUUUGAAGUGAACUGAUUCCUGUUAAAGAUUUGCAGCAACCUUCAGUUUUGGGCUACUUCUAUACGUGUAGAGCAGACUUAAUUGAAAAAUGAUGCAAACUUGUACAUUUCCGGCUCAUAGAAACUUUCUUGGUUUUUUGAAAGUCAGAAUAGGUUUUUAAGUUAAACACAACAUGGAUGUCUCUUGUCUAUUGGCAUAGAAUGAAGUAUUUAUUCUCUACCUAAGCUGAUUGUCGUGAAGUUUGUCGUGCAAAAAUAUAACAGUGUAGCUUAAGGUUUGAUUCUCAGUUGUAGGCAAAUGAAAAUUUUGUUUAUCAAUUAUGAAUUGCAAUGCAUCUCAAGUGAUCAACUUGAUGAAUCCAGUUUGAAAAUGUGUUAUGCAUAUGUUUCAAAUGUAUGGACAAUAGAC
This is a messenger RNA of Solanum dulcamara, 2924 nucleotides long. Its product is annotated as general transcription and DNA repair factor IIH helicase subunit XPD. Lineage: Eukaryota; Viridiplantae; Streptophyta; Magnoliopsida; Solanales; Solanaceae. Gene Ontology annotation, molecular function: ATP binding; damaged DNA binding; hydrolase activity, acting on acid anhydrides, in phosphorus-containing anhydrides. The coding region runs from base 144 to 2420 and encodes 758 amino acids. Gene Ontology annotation, biological process: transcription by RNA polymerase II; positive regulation of mitotic recombination; nucleotide-excision repair. The record is from RefSeq and is a predicted model, not a curated record. Gene Ontology annotation, cellular component: nucleus. The transcript is spliced from 12 exons.